Messenger RNA from Hyaloscypha bicolor E, 3480 nucleotides. RefSeq names its product phosphatidylinositol 4-kinase-like protein PIK1. Bases 162 to 3131 code for a protein of 989 amino acids. NCBI's taxonomy places the organism in Eukaryota, Fungi, Ascomycota, Leotiomycetes, Helotiales, Hyaloscyphaceae. Gene Ontology annotation, cellular component: membrane; cytoplasm. Gene Ontology annotation, biological process: phosphatidylinositol-mediated signaling; phosphatidylinositol phosphate biosynthetic process. Gene Ontology annotation, molecular function: 1-phosphatidylinositol 4-kinase activity. The transcript has 5 exons. The record is from RefSeq and is a predicted model, not a curated record.
GCCAAGCUAAGAAAAUCAACUUGGCAACUUCACUCGAACGCUACCGCGCUACAUGGCCCCAGCAGCCAUGAUAAACGACACUCAACAAUCCUGUUGAUGUCGAGACCAUUUGGGGCAUUACGCCUCAAGCCCCACGCCUUCUAUAACCGCCCGGUGCCGCCAUGUCAUGGGAGCUUCUGAAGCGGUUCCUUGAGAGUGAUGUCUUCAACCAGAACCCGUUCCUUUCGGUAGCCUACCUCUCACGCUAUGCCGAUCAUGUGGGCAUCCAUUAUAUCCUCUGCCAGAAGCUCCGCCAAUUUACCUACGAAGAAAUCGAAUUCUUCCUGCCGCAGCUAUGCCAUCUCAUCAUCAGCGUCAACAAUGAGUCUAUGGCAUUGGAGGAAUUCAUACUGGACCUGUGCGAGGAAUCAGUGAACGCGGCGUUGCUUACAUUUUGGCUCUUCCAAACAUAUCUCCACGAUCUCUCAUCGAACCCCCAAUCGGAGGCAUUCAAGACAUGUAGGAGGAUUUACAACAAGGUUCAGCAUAUUGUGUUCGGGCUUGCGGAACCUGCAAGGCAUGAGAAGAUAAAGGAGAAUGUGCUGCCUGUCACGGUUCUUGCCAGCUUUGUGCUGGCCAGUGUCGCAGUGCCAUUUCUCCCAAAAUGGGCGGGACCAUUGGCUAUAGCUCAGGCGCGGAAGCCUCAGCCACAGGGGGAUGUCAUAUCAGAUGCAAGCCAGACGCAGCAGAAGGUUGUUCGGAGUAAUACCACCACGCCUGGAUCGACACGGACAAGAAGAGCUAGGGAUGCAGGAAGGAUCACAAGCGCUCCUGCAAAUGGGGCGGGACCAGCAGAUUCGCGCCCAAAAUCAGCGCGAGCAGUGUCUCUCACAAGAUCGCAAUCUUCUGGGACUGGUGCGACAAGUCGGAGACGACCUCUGGAGGCUCGGCCACGCCCUCCCCGCCUCGACCUGGAGGCUGCCGACCCGCGAUUGAGUUCUUCAUCUCUGCCUUUACCAGAUGCUCGCUCCCCGAGAAUUUCGGCUACAAGACCUGCUACACCUGCGACUGCUGGUCUUCCCAGACGACCCCCCGAAUUAGUACAUCGAAGGCCUACCCAUCCCGUUAGACCACUAACUCCCUCUGCCCUGACUGAUGCACAAAAGGUCAAAUUAUUGAGACAGAAUUACUUCCGAUGCGAGACUCAGUUUAUUACAGCCCUGGAGGAUAUCUCGAAUCGUUUAGUGAUUGUCCCCAAGCCUGCAAGACUCAGUGCUUUACGUGCUGAACUUGCUUUGAUUGCGCAGGACCUACCAGCCGAGGUUGAUAUUCCGGUCAUUUGCCCAGCAACUCUGGUGGAUGGAGCCCCUGGGAAGAGUCGACAUCAUCGUAUUGUUCGACUGAACCCAGCUGAAGCAACUGUUCUGAACAGUGCAGAAAAAGUGCCAUAUCUGCUCAUGGUGGAGGUGUUAAGAGAGGACUUUUCUUUUGAUCCAACGACGAGCGACAAUGAGGCAUUACUAGCCAAACUUUUAUCAGAGCAAGGCUCCGGCCGAAGACGUAUUUUUGACCUCUCGGAAUCAGUACAUGACUCGAAUGGAACCACAAAGUCCGUAGAAGCUGCUCAAGACAGUGUCUUUGAACCUGUUUCUGGAGACCUUGGAAGCUCCCCCCUAGUAAAGGCAAUGGAUGAUACUCCUCCACAAAAGGAGAACGCUCCACCUUCGCAUCCACCGCGGCUUUCCAGUGGUGGUGCAGCUUUAACGACUCUUUCUGGUCUUGCUACACCAAGAACUUCAGGGGCGUCGACGUCAAGAUCUAGCAGUCCUGGGCGGAAACCUACAUUCCCAAAUAUUGGUAGAUCAAGUACAGCGGAUCAGCCUGACUUUUCUGCUUUGGCGACACAUAUGCGGACUGCUUCACAAAUGCUGGCUCAGCUCGAUUCAACAAGUGGAAAGCGACCCAAACAGGAAGUUGCUGCGAUUCGAGCGAAGAUUAUUGCCAGCAUGCAGAGCAUGGAGGAGCAGAGCUUCGACGUGGAUGAUACCGCCACCGCACCCACGUUCGAUACGAUCAUAGCAAACGCUAACGCAGUGGCCGCGAAUAUCGGCCCUGAAGAUAUCGAGGAAGAGGCUGCAUCUGAGUCGGCCUUGAAUAGUGGUGCUGGAGCAGCUCGAAUGGAGAACGACCAGAAGACUGGCGGUGUACAGAGAAAAGGGGAUCGAGACGAUCCUAGUGCUGCUACCUUUGGCGAAGCAUGGAACAUGAAGAAGGAACGAAUACGGAAGUCAUCACCCUAUGGCUGGAUGAAGAAUUGGGAUGUUUUGAGCGUUAUUGUUAAGACUGGAGCGGAUCUCCGGCAAGAAGCAUUUGCUUGCCAGUUGAUUCGUGUCUGUGACAAGAUCUGGCAAGAGGCUCAGACUCCAGUUUGGAUCAAGCGAAUGCGGAUUUUGGUUACUGGAGAGUCCUCUGGCCUGAUCGAAACCAUCACGAAUGGUGUUUCGCUGCAUUCGCUUAAGCGUAGUUUGACCCUGGCCACCAUCGAAUCUGGACAGAACCCUCGUAGACGAAUCGCUACUUUGAAAGACCAUUUCGUCAAGGCUUUUGGAGCUCCGGAAAGCGAUGCCUACAGAGCGGCCGUCGACGCGUUCAAGAGAUCUCUCGCAGCUUACAGCAUCAUCUCGUACAUUCUUCAACUCAAAGAUCGGCACAACGGAAAUGUACUCAUUGAUAAUGAAGGACAUAUCAUUCAUAUUGACUUCGGAUUCAUGCUUUCAAACUCUCCAGGCUCUGUUGGCUUUGAAGCAGCUCCAUUCAAGCUGACUCAAGAUUAUGUGGAUGUUCUGGGAGGUGUGAACUCACAGGAUUUUGCGGAAUACAAGAAAUUAUGCAAGCAAGCUUUCCAGGCGUUGCGGCGGUCAGCUGAUAGUUUAAUCGAUCUUGUCCACAUUAUGGGCCGCGAAUCGAAGAUGCCAUGCUUUCAAUAUGGCGUCCAACAAGCCACGAACAGCCUGCGCCAAAGGUUUCAACUCCAGCUCAGCGCUGAUGAGGCCGAGCAAUAUGUCGAGACGGACUUGAUAGGGAAGUCUUUAGGGAGCUACUACACACGAUUAUACGAUACAUUUCAAUACCGUAGUCAAGGUAUAUACUAGGCGGUUGUUGCUCUGUUAAGAACUGGAAUGCAUCUUGGCGGCGUUGGAUAUCUUGCAUUUACACUGGCUGAUAGGAUCCGGGAGCAUGAGAUAAUCAGGAGGGAGAUCUCGAUUUGUCUGGCGUCUGUGGGGAUAGUCCGGUGAGUGGACUGCAUUGCAAACCAUGUCGAAUGAUUAUGAAUCAUUGAAGAAUUUCACCUUGUCUUUACUUCGAACGUGUUGUGGGCUUUAAAGUGAUUGUCUUGAAACUUUGAAGCGACUAGGACCUCCAUCAGAAACGUGACCUGGCAGUGUUUCUCAACCAGGGGUAGCAAGUGCGUCUGAGCUGAGUUCUCAGUCCCAAAACGGC